This is a messenger RNA of Porites lobata, 38264 nucleotides long. NCBI's taxonomy places the organism in Eukaryota, Metazoa, Cnidaria, Anthozoa, Scleractinia, Poritidae. The record is from the annotation of a GenBank genome assembly.
AAAACAGCUGAAGACAUGGCUGUUGUGUAUUGUUUCAGUACGUCUAGGAUGUUAAUUUUGUCGAUUCUGCGUAAUCUUCGUUAAAAAGAAGGACACCUUGGGGUGACAGUCUUAAAAGGGAAAUGGCUCGAAAAUCAAAAACAAGUCUAGAAAACGAUAUAGAACGCUCGCGAUGGGAAGAAAAAUGGGAGCUUACCCCGAAACUGGUGGAGCAACUGUCGAGUAGAACUACAACAGAAUCCAGCGUAGGUGAGACUUAUCAUAAAAAACCUGACAGAAAAAAAUGAAAGAAAAUGGUUUAAAAUGUAUGCGCCUGAGGCGAAAAUAGUGAUUUAGAAGUGGUAGAAGGCGUCAUGCAAGUUCUGAAGUUGAUCAUGAUAACAUCAUUUGGAGAUGACAAUCACAAUAUUAAUUUGAGCUUAAUGUAAAUGUACAGCAACUAUCACCUGCUAGAAUGUAGCUGUUGUGUAUAAACUGACAGUGCAUGUAAUUCCCAAGUCCCAUGUGCUGCAAGAUUACAGUUUAGUGGCUGCAGAUACCGUGUACAAGCUGUAUUCCUAAAACAGAUAAAUCGAAAACUAAAUUGAUAUUGAAAAAUCCACAAAGAGGAUUACCCAUCACCAUGGAUAUACUUUUUGGGCAUAGUAUCUUUUUUUUGUACUUCUUCUAUCUACAUGCUUAAAGAAGGAAAAAUAGGCAUUACAUGUACAUGCUAUUCUUAGUGAAUAUCAAAGUGGAUAUGCAAUGUACAUGUAUGAGAAAUAUAAGACCUACAUGUACUUUUAGGGCCUGUUUACAUGGAGUGGGGGACCCCGGUCUAGUGGGGUAAGUUUCUUUUGUUUUCACGCUCUGGGGGACACAAAACAAAAGAAACUUACCCCACUAGACCGGGGUCCCCCACUCCAUGUAAACAGGGUCUCAAUCUAUUGGAUACCUUAAUACCCAGCUAUUUUGACUUGAAUAUGCAGAUAUACUACUGUACAUGCAUGUAGUGACUGUGUAUCAGGGCUUAAAAAAAGUCCUGUCUGGUAGGCCUGGAAAUAGCCUCCCACACAGGCAUUUUUAGUGGAGCUCGAAUUUCGUCCCCUCCCAACAAACGCCUGCUCAACCGGGAACAAAAUUCCUUUCCCAUUGUUAUAUUUGGGUGGUAAGUGACCAAUCAACAGUUUUGAAAUAAAGUGAUGACAGGCUAAACACGACUCAUAUUACAUAACCUCAUAGUAGUGUAAAAACGUGACUCCAUAGUCACCUUUUUCCUUCUUUUUUUUUUCCUUCACUAAGGUUGUGCAGUGCAUGGAGUAUUCUUAAAUCUUACUAAAUCUUAGGUAUUUUUAGGUAUUUUUAUUUAUUUGCCACACAAUUACAUUACUUAAAGAUGCCAAAAGAAAAAAAAAAAUUGUAGGAAGAGAUGGCGAGGAGGCCUAAAAGAAACUAUAGAGCUUAUGUUAAUUAGGCCUCCUCAAUUACAAUUUUUCGAAGAUGGCAUAAAAAUUACGGCGACGGGUACAGUAUAAUAUCAGGUGAAAAAUUAAACUAAUCAAUAUUACGGAAGUUUACAUGUACAAAUGUUGAAUAUUAAAAGGCUUUUUCCCAAGAUUUUUGUUGAAGUAUACUAAUAAUUAUUACAAAUAAAUGCCUUAAGUGCUCUUUUAAAGGAGAAAGGUGAGGAAGCGUUGAUGAUGUUGGUGUUUAAGGUGUUGUAAAAUUUAGGUCCUUGAUAAAAAACGGAAAAUUGCUUGGUUCGAGUACGACAGAAAGGCAGACGAAAUUUACACGAGUUUCUUGUAUUAUACAAAUGAAUUUGACUUUGUAAGGUAAAUUUACAAUGAAAUUUUAAAGGUAGAGUAUGGUUUUGAUAGGAGUACAUGAAUAAGCCUAGUUGUAUUAAGUAUAUAUCAUGAAAUUUUAAGAUACCAAGAUUUACUUUUGCCACUGUGAGUCUAACAUCAAUUGGAGGUCAUAAAGCUUUCCCAGUUUUUCAUGUAGAUUGAGUAAUUAACGGGUUACCCUGCGGUCAAGGUCAUCUUUCCAGAAUUUGGAAAGUACAAUGUGAUUGGCUAAGCUUGGAAAAGGAAUAUCGUUCUCGGUUAAUCUGUCAUUUUUGGGGAGGGAUGAAAUAUGAGCUUCUUUAGAAAUGCCUGUGUGCGAGGCUACUUACACAAAGGACAAGCUGAAUUUUUUAACCCUGUGUGUGUGCCUAUUUUUAGGGGUAAGAGGGGUAUUCUGCAGUUAAACCCAGUUAAUUGAGUCUUAAUUUUUAUAGAAUUUCACCCUACACAGAGAGCAUGGAAACGCAAAGGUUCCAUUUGGUAAAUACGGUCAACUCCUGUUCACUCAAACCUUCUAGAGAGGUAGAAAAAAUUUUGAGUUAUGGGGAGUUUGAGUUAUCGAGAGGUCGAAAGUAAAUAACUGGAAAUAAGGAAAUAAGGAAAUCGGAUGGAAAUGGAAUACAAGUAUCAUGCACACUUCACCUCAUGGACUCUCAACAAAGCUUGAUUAAUUAAUGUACAGGGCAGGACACUGUAAUUGAGUUGGUUUGAGUUAGCAAGGGUUCGAGCUAUCGCGAGUUGAAUGCAUUCUUAUUCAAACCUGUGUCUGCUGUAUGAAAUUGGGCAGUGCAAUAUUAAGCUAUUGUUAAUUCUGCUGUUUAGAUGCUGUUAAGAAACUAUUGAUCAGCGAAUCACAGGUUGAAAUUUAUCUCCGUGGUCAUCCCCUUGGAACAACUGAUGCCACGCAAACCAGGAAAGAUUUAGAGAAUGCUGUUACAAACCUUACAAAACUGGUUACUCAAGAUAAACUGGGAAAGGUAUAGUACAUGUAAUAUAUUGCCUUAAGUGAUCACCCAAAAUGGAUGAUUUAGUGGUCGCUUACAAGAGGUGGCCACUCACCAAAAUCAACAAACAAGGGGUUUCUUAUGGGACGAGGUCUCAGUAAUGUGUCUUUUGGAUGAUGAUUUAUGACCUGCAAUUUGCAGAAUAUGGUUCCAUGUCAUCACUGAAAGUUCUUGUUGUACUCUGAGUGAUGUAAUACAUGUGCAGUGAACAGAGACCACUUCAUGAGUCAAGUGAUUGCUUAUUAAAGGUUAAAAACAUUGGAAAACAAUAAGACCGUCAGGCCAAAAAGUGAUGGUGGGUUUUAUGACAGUACGAUGUCUUGCUGGAUUAACAAAUUGCAGUCCAAUCCAGUUACAUUUCCUUCUUGUAAACAGGCAGAAAGAACACAAGAGGCCUUACUUCUUCUUUGUAAAGUUCACUUCAUGAUGGAAGACUUUCACAGUUGUGUCAAAUACUGUAACCAAGCAGGUGCUGAUGAUAUCUACAUUGACUCACAGUCCAAACGAAAAUCAAAACUUGUUGCUGAUGGAUUUGCAUACAAAGGUAAUUAACAUAGGUGGUGGACAAAACACUGACCCCCAGUCCAUGGACUACCCUCAUGGACUAUGGACUACCCUAAAAUGGACUACACCACUGAAGUUUAGUGACUAGGGUUAGGAAACUGAGUGAAUCAAGUUUCAGGUCAGUUUUCCUAGUAUAGGGACUUUUUAAAUGGAACCUGAUUCACUCAGUUGCCUGACCCUAAUCAUUAAAUUAACUUCAGUGGCGUAGUCCAUUUUAGGGUAGUCCAUAUGGGUGGUCCAUGGAGGUAGUCAAUGGACUGGGGGUCAGUCUUUUGUCCACCACCAUUAACAUGUAGUAAUUAGUAUUAUGUGGCUCAAGAACAUAUUCAUGCCCCCCAAUCCAUGCAAAGGGAGUAGCAAGGGAGUCAAAACUUGCUUUCCUUGCCACUCGAUCACAGGGACCUUGCUCACAGUUUACAUUACACCCUUUUCCCCAUGAAUUAAGACUCAAAAUGUGUUGAGCAGACAUUUUUGCCUAGCAAGGCUUGUUCUGGUGAAAGAAUGGACAAACUUAAGAAGAGUACUUCAAUACAAAGUGAACUUACUGAAGUCUAGUUUGUGUUUGGGACUCGUACAUGUAUAUAAUUAAGCAUACUAUUCUGACUACUAAAUGUAUUGUAUGUCCUUUUAAAAAGUCAUGUGUUUGAUUAUGUUGGAAACAGCGUAGUCAAGCGGUUAGGGCGCUGGACUUUUAAUCCUGAGGUCCUGAGUUCAGGUCCCACCCUGGUGGCUGGUUGGAUUUGCUCUUGGUAGUCCCAAGUUCAAAUCCUCAUCAACGCUAACUUGUACAUGUAAAAUAGCCAACUGGUUCGCCUCCUACCUGAGCUGGGAUUCCUAACUUUGUUUUGUUCCAUUUGAAGUAUUUGUUUCAUUAUCCCUGAAAAGCCCCAGUAGGGGAGAACAUGCUAAUUAAGUAUUUAUUAUUUUUUUGAAUUUAUUUACGUUAUAACCUGGAAAAGUCAAUUGCUUUGAGGUGCAUCUGGAACUCUGGCCAUGGGGAAACGCGCCUUAAGGAACUGAUUGCUGAUGAUAAUAGCAUUUAAUUUUGUAUUAGUAACACAAGUAAAAGAACGUUUCACCUAAAUACUUGUAUUAAUUGAUAUAAUGUAUUUUUGUAUCUUCAGCUAUGGCCCUUGAGCAACUCCAGAAGGCUGGAGAGUCUUCUGUCAGUGAUGAUGACAUCAUUUCUUGUUAUGAAUGUGCUGGUGAUAUUGGGCUGUGGCUCAUGACUGAUCAGAUCUUCUCAUCAAGAGGGGCAGCGACUGCACAGGUUAUGCCACUUGGACAAACACUGGAGGUAGCUCUUCAGCGGUCUCCAAUACUUCUCAUUAAGAAUGGGUAAGAAAAAAAUUAUCAUAAACUGCUAGAUGUCCCUUUCAAAUUAUAACAGAGCAUAAUUAUAGUAUAAUUUGCAUAAUUAUAGCAUAAUGUAUUUACCAAUAAUUAUAAUUAAGAGAUUAGGACGAUAAACUGUAGGCCCCAUCUCAUGACCCUUGCUCGCAUAAAAUCCUGUGGUAUGUUAAAGAAGCCACGCACUGUUCAUAAAGAGUAGGGGAUAGUUCCCGGUGUGGUUGUCUACCUCUAAUGGGGGAACAGGAUGUUCCAGUCUGCAGUAAUUGGCGCCAUAUGCUGUUGGGAUGACCCUACCAAGAAUUGGCAGACCUAAGUAAAUUAAAUAAAUAAACAUAUUUUUUGUAAUGAACAUUGGUGUAUCUUCUUAUUUUUUUCAUUUUCCCUAACACUAGGAAGGUGACUCAAGGAAUUAACAGAUUCAGGCAUUUGCUCAGAGUUGUAGAGACGAAAGCUACUUUUGGCUUGAGAAAGGUACAUACAGAGGUUAUAGAUGACUUAAAGCAAAUUUUAAACUUUUAAAGAAGUUUACCUUGAUAUCAGCAUUUCAUAAUCACAUUUGCAUUGUACUUUUUGGAGUUCACCCAAUUUCAUUGUUAAAGGUAAAGUGAGACAAAUUUCUUGUCUGAUUACAUGUAUGUGUGUACAAAUAAUUGAUAACGUAAUUUUGCUUGAGAACUGAGUUUUCGGUAUAAUUUGUAUUGUUUUUCGUCUAAAAUGAGACUUGAUUCACAAAGCACAGUUCACGUUAUAAUAAUGCUUGAUAACUGAUUAUUGACUCCUGAUACUGUUUAACAACACAACUUCCUGAAAUCAAGAAUCAAGGAUCAUGACCCAGCAACGGACUGUCAACUUACUUUUGAGCAGUUUUGUUCGCUAUGUACAUAAUUAUUACGUACAUCUUAUUGUGAAACGUACUCACUGAAGUGACAAAAAAUUCUUUUAUUCUUCACAGGGACUGGCUAAACUGUUAUCUCAGGUUCUUCUGCGAGGAAUUUGUGAGAGGAAUUAUGAGAAACCCUUGCAUGUUUUACUCAGCUCACCAAUAAUCAGCUCCACAUCAUCACUGCGAUCUACAUCAAAGACAGAGUCAAAGGCUGCCACCAUAAAUGUUAUAAGCAGCAAGAAUGCCAUGUUCCCUCUUAAGCCGCAUUUAUACAGUGGGGAUAGGUGAAUAAAUCCUUUUUUUAUUUUUGUUGCAAUUUAUCUUUAGGUUUCUUCUAAUUGGCAUACAAUUUUCUCAAGGUUUCUACUGUAACUUAUCCAGUCUAGGGACAGUCAUUGUUAUAGCAAGGGCACCCAUGGUACUUUGACAUCAGUAAUGAUAAUACAGCUGUAUAUUGUUCUUGUUGUCGAGCGAUAAAGUUGGAAUCUAGCCUUGUUAAUAAUAAUAAAUAAUAAUUAUUAUUGAUUUGACAUAUUGGGAAUAGAAUGUGAGCCUAUUUGCAAUUUUCCUUGUUGCUGUCGUAGUUUCAACCCAUCUUCAUGUUGUUUGUCUUAUGUUGCUGUUUUCAAGGCCAUAUCACUUACGUAACAGGGUCUCUAGAAUGUCAUGGUAGUUAUAGUCUUAAACGAUGGAGUACCGACGAAAUAUUUGUUGUUAUAAGUUGCCCAUGUACUUGUAUUGAUCCUUCCCACUCAUUGUGCUUAGAUGGACAUACACUCCUGGCCCCGGUUGUUCAAACGUUGGAUAGCACUAUCUACCGGAUAAAUCACUAUCCAGCAGAUAAGUGUUUGGGAAACCAAACAUUAUCCAGUGGAUAGAGAUUUAUCCUUCGGAUGGCACUAUCCACCUUUUGAACAACUGGGGCCUGACCAGUAAUUCUGUUAAGUGAUAUUGGGUGUAAAGCUUAAUUUUUGUUUGCUCAAAGAGUGGGUUGAACUGAUCAAUUCUUAUAAAACUUUGUAAAUACUGAACAUUUCUACUAUUUUUUGAAAUUUCAGCCUAUUUUUUCCUCAAAAUGAAACAGAAGAAACCUUGAUUCUUCUACUUUUAGAAGAAGCUAUGGUGGGUCACUAUACCAGAUAAGUUAACUCACUAAGUAACCUACUAUGCAGUCCAAACGAGGCUGGGGAUAGGGGAAUAUUAAACAUGAUCAAAGUAUGAAGGGACCUGUACAAGCCUUCUUAUUACAUUUUUUGGAAUACCAGUGUUACAGUAGUAUUGGCAAAGAAGAAAUACGGCUCAUUCAAGUAUAAAGAGGGCAGUUACACUGUACUUCUUCCAGGUUUGCAUUGUAAAAGGGAGACAGUGGAAUUCACAUAAGACAUUGUUGCAGAGCAUUUUGUUUCUUCUAAUGAAACAUUUUGGUUUGGUUAUUUAAACAAAGUCCAACUUACUGUAGACCACGGCUUGGCAAAUCUUUUGAUCUCCAGAUCUCUCUCCUAGUGGGUUAUUUUAAGAAGGUAAAUGCUUUUCCAGUCUAUGCCAUGUGCUAUCAUGAAAAAGUUCACAAUAAAAUUUAAUGGUAUUACAGGUAAGAUGAAAGCUUUGGGUAAAGUGAAAAUGACACUGGCAAAGCUUUGUUGAAAUAAUUGGCCCUUUGUGUUUCAAUUUCAUCUGUGACAUGAUUGUGUUAUUUUUAUUUUUAUCCCUACCAGGUCUCCAAAGAUGCAGAAUUGAGUCAAGCCCCUGACAAGUCUGCUGCCCGUCAUAAAACAGUGAAGGAUUCUGAGAGUGUUUAUGACUUAUUGACAGUGGCAUUGGUUCGGAGGGCACAGUAUGGCAUGCUGGCAGAGGUUUGUAAUAUGUUUGAUAGAUACAGAGGCUUGAGUUGUAAAUCUACUUACUGGUACUUCUUCUUUAGUAUAAAUUACAGACUUCAUAACAAUAAGAAACUACUUGUGGUGCAUGUAUAUUAUCGUAGCUUAAUCUAGGCUAAAUGCAGACAUUGUCUUUGUGGUUUAUAAAAGCAUAAAUCGUGGAAAAUUCAUGCAAGUUUUUGCUGUUUUAAAAAGUAUUAUAUAUACAUGAUAUAAAGAAGGUUUGCAUAACAUAGGUCAGAGGGUUUUGAACAACAACACUGGAAGGGCUUCAGCCUUAGUUAACACCUCCUUGAUCUGCACAAUUCUUUAUAUCAUACUUAGUUUCAUCCAAUAAUUGUUAAAUAUAUAGCAACGGAGGGAAUAUUGCUUGCUAGGUGGUUUCAACAUUAGCCCAAAAAGCUGUUAAAAGUUGGUAAUCCAAAAGAAUUAAGUUGGUGGAAUAUGACUGUUUGGCUGAGUGUAGUCCUAAGUAGGACUGUUGUUGCAGUGGCAGAUCCAGACCUUCACAUUGGGGGUGGGGGAGGAGGGGAGGCAGUCAUCCAGACCCUGAGAUAAGGGGAGGGGGGCAGGCCCCCUGGACCCCUCCCUUGGAUCCACCACUGUGCUGACAUUGUGACUGACCUUUUGACAACCCUUGCGGUAGUCAUCUUCAGAGUAAAAGUGAGCUGUAUCAUGUCAGUUGAUGGUAUUAAACUCUGGUUAUUGACCUCUCUGGCCUCUCUUUCAUUACUUAACUUUUGAUUUUUCCCAGUGUUUAGACCGAGGAAUGAAGGUUGCAUUUGAAGAGUUUCAUCUGUGGUUCCAGUUCGCCCUUUCUCUCAUCAGCGCUGGCAAAGUAAGUACUAAAAAUGAAUUUAACUUAAAAGUUGGAUAUCAAAUUUGUAGUUCUGUGGUUGUUUAUCAGCCAUAAGUUGCAUUCAUCCAGUUAAAAAACUCGAAGAAAAUAUCUUGGACAGAAAGGGACUGAAGGGGACUACAAUCAGGGACAAAAGUAGUUGACACACUUAUUUAAAACGGGUGCUUUUAACAAACAUUUAAUUCAUUUAUUAUUUCAUUCCUUUUAAACGCCGUAAAUCCCCCGACCCCCCGAAUCAAUGUUGUCUGAAGUAAAAAAAAGACUUGAGGGUCCAAAAUUCAACAUUGAUUUUGGGGGGAAGGGGUUCUGGUAGACAGAGGAAGGGGAUAAGUAUAUCCACUAUGCAAAAAGGGGCCAUUUUACGGAAGUGUGUCAACACUUUUGUCCCUCAUUGUCUGAAUGCAAAAUUGUGCUACUGCACACAAGUUGAGCCGUAUAUGACACUGAUUUUAACUGAAAUUAAAUGAAUCAAUGACAUAAUUAUGUUAUUGGUGAUGGGGGUGACAUUGACUUAUUCACGACCAAAUUAUAGGGCCAAUUCGAAUUACGUGAUGACGUAAUAAAAGGGCUGCGAUAUCCAGAAUAAACGUCGAUAUGGUUUACAUGCUAAAAACUGACGCUGAAACUCGCACACAUGUACAACUUUUGAUGAAUUUCAAGGGUAUGCGUACUGAAAAUAUUUUUAAUAAAGUGAAUAUUUCUCGUUCUUCACUUUAUCCGAUUGUCAAGGCGCAAACAAUCACGGGUAGGGUAAGGAUUGACCCGUAGUGGAGAUAGUCACUGGCCAGUCACGGAAAUAUGGAACGUUAGUGAGGAGCGGCCGUCACUGGGUUCAAUAUCGAAACUACGGAAAAGUGAAGGUAAAUUCAUGGCCAAUUCAAUAAAAAAAACUAAGGACAGCGUAGCAAACAUUGCAAGUGUACACGAAAACAAUUACUUUCAAUCCCACCUCGUGACACCCUGUGUGACAUGAUAACGCAACGUAAAUAGCGUGACAUGAGCGCAUAUGUCUGUGUAUUUGGACUGCAUUUCUCAAGCGAAACCCUGUGUUGUUGUCUAUUGUCGGGAGUGAAAAUGAAAAGAGAGCUUUGAAACGUGAACUGGUAUUUGACUCUCAAAGAAAACGACAGCUCAAACUGAGGAAAACACUGCUUCCUUCGUGUUACAACGGUUAACCAAGUUUCGGCAAACGGAAAGUAACAUAUUAAGUCUGUUAUGACCUCUUGAUGUCGAUAUAUAUGCUCCUGGUUAACCGUUGAAACUCCUUAUUUGCACCACAUCGCUGGAAUUUUUCUCGCCAAGAAUACGUAUUGUGAAGCACUUUCUACAUAGCCGAAUCUUCUUUUGGAAUUAGGGCAUAAAAAGGAAGAUUUUCCAGAGCACGGCCGUCAUCGAUCACGUGUUAUCCCGCUUUUCUUGUCAUCAAGUGAACUUCUGGGCCAAAGUAAUUGCUGUUUUGGCGAUGAUACAAACUGGUGUGUCUAUCUUGAAAACAAUUUCUUUGGUAUUCUGUGAUUUACGAGCUGGGAAAUGAAAUAGUUGUCCACCCAACACCGAUAAAAAAAAAAUGCCACUGAAUAAAUAGCAGGCGGUCAUCUAAAAUCAUUACAAAAGUACAUUCCUAACCUGGUCUAACCUGUUCGACGCCUACACACGCUAAAGGUUUGGAUCUGCUAGAUUUGAAAAGGUCUCCAAAAAAAAUCAUCUAUUUAUAGGGCAUAGCACAAACGACUGGCUCAUCAUUUAUGAGGUUCAUAACCUGUAUAUUGUUCACGUCCUUUCACUAAUGGCACAAGUCAAUGUCAACAAUAAUGCAAAUUGCAGUACUUCAUUCGCUUAAGUUAACCAUUUACCAGAACAAUUUUCAUUGUACCUUAGUGUUUCCAUCCUUUUUCCACCAUUGAUAAUACUUGUAAAAAAAAAUUACAUCCGCAGCAACGGGAUUGAUCACAACACAAAUGAUUUCCUCUCGACCCGACAGGGUAUCAGGAACGCGCGCGGGAGUACAAAAUUAAGUAAUGACAAAAGCUUCGUACAUUUUACUGUACGUAUAUUACAAAUCAGGCCGAAACUUUACAAAUUGUUGUUUAUAUACAAAAAAUUUGUCCCAUAGAGUAACGUCAUCGCACAAAAGUUCAUCAGCGUCAAAAAUCUAACCGGAAAACACAGAUACAUGUUUCAGACAAUCAGGCACAAAAGCAGUUGACACACUUGUUUCAAACGGGUGCUUUUAACAAACAUUUAAUUCAUUUAUUAUUUCAUUCCUUUUAAACGCCGUAAAUCCCCCGACCCCCCGAAUCAAUGUUGUCUGAAGUAAAAAAAAGACUUGAGGGUCCAAAAUUCAACAUUGAUUUUGGGGGGAAGGGGUUCUGGUAGACAGAGGAAGGGGAUAAGUAUAUCCACUAUGCAAAAAGGGGCCAUUUUACGGAAGUGUGUCAACACUUUUGUCCCUCAUUGUCUGAAUGCAAAAUUGUGCUACUGCACACAAGUUGAGCCGUAUAUGACACUGAUUUUAACUGAAAUUAAAUGAAUCAAUGACAUAAUUAUGUUAUUGGUGAUGGGGGUGACAUUGACUUAUUCACGACCAAAUUAUAGGGCCAAUUCGAAUUACGUGAUGACGUAAUAAAAGGGCUGCGAUAUCCAGAAUAAACGUCGAUAUGGUUUACAUGCUAAAAACUGACGCUGAAACUCGCACACAUGUACAACUUUUGAUGAAUUUCAAGGGUAUGCGUACUGAAAAUAUUUUUAAUAAAGUGAAUAUUUCUCGUUCUUCACUUUAUCCGAUUGUCAAGGCGCAAACAAUCACGGGUAGGGUAAGGAUUGACCCGUAGUGGAGAUAGUCACUGGCCAGUCACGGAAAUAUGGAACGUUAGUGAGGAGCGGCCGUCACUGGGUUCAAUAUCGAAACUACGGAAAAGUGAAGGUAAAUUCAUGGCCAAUUCAAUAAAAAAAACUAAGGACAGCGUAGCAAACAUUGCAAGUGUACACGAAAACAAUUACUUUCAAUCCCACCUCGUGACACCCUGUGUGACAUGAUAACGCAACGUAAAUAGCGUGACAUGAGCGCAUAUGUCUGUGUAUUUGGACUGCAUUUCUCAAGCGAAACCCUGUGUUGUUGUCUAUUGUCGGGAGUGAAAAUGAAAAGAGAGCUUUGAAACGUGAACUGGUAUUUGACUCUCAAAGAAAACGACAGCUCAAACUGAGGAAAACACUGCUUCCUUCGUGUUACAACGGUUAACCAAGUUUCGGCAAACGGAAAGUAACAUAUUAAGUCUGUUAUGACCUCUUGAUGUCGAUAUAUAUGCUCCUGGUUAACCGUUGAAACUCCUUAUUUGCACCACAUCGCUGGAAUUUUUCUCGCCAAGAAUACGUAUUGUGAAGCACUUUCUACAUAGCCGAAUCUUCUUUUGGAAUUAGGGCAUAAAAAAGAAGAUUUUCCAGAGCACGGCCGUCAUCGAUCACGUGUUAUCCCGCUUUUCUUGUCAUCAAGUGAACUUCUGGGCCAAAGUAAUUGCUGUUUUGGCGAUGAUACAAACUGGUGUGUCUAUCUUGAAAACAAUUUCUUUGGUAUUCUGUGAUUUACGAGCUGGGAAAUGAAAUAGUUGUCCACCCAACACCGAUAAAAAAAAUGCCACUGAAUAAAUAGCAGGCGGUCAUCUAAAAUCAUUACAAAAGUACAUUCCUAACCUGGUCUAACCUGUUCGACGCCUACACACGCUAAAGGUUUGGAUCUGCUAGAUUUGAAAAGGUCUCCAAAAAAAAUCAUCUAUUUAUAGGGCAUAGCACAAACGACUGGCUCAUCAUUUAUGAGGUUCAUAACCUGUAUAUUGUUCACGUCCUUUCACUAAUGGCACAAGUCAAUGUCAACAAUAAUGCAAAUUGCAGUACUUCAUUCGCUUAAGUUAACCAUUUACCAGAACAAUUUUCAUUGUACCUUAGUGUUUCCAUCCUUUUCCACCAUUGAUAAUACUUGUAAAAAAAUUACAUCCACAGCAGCGGCAUUGAUCACAACACAAAUGAUUUCCUCUCGACCCGACAGGGUAUCAGGAACGCGCGGGGAGCACAAAAUUAAGUAAUGACAAAAGCUUCGUACAUUUUACUGUACGUAUAUUACAAAUCAGGCCGAAACUUUACAAAUUGUUGUUUAUAUACAAAAAAUUUGUCCCAUAGAGUAACGUCAUCGCACAAAAGUUCAUCAGCGUCAAAAAUCUAACCGGAAAACACAGAUACAUGUUUCAGACAAUCAGGCACAAAAGCAGUUGACACACUUGUUUCAAACGGGUGCUUUUAACAAACAUUUAAUUCAUUUAUUAUUUCAUUCCUUUUAAACGCCGUAAUUCCCUCACCCCCCGAAUCAAUGUUGUCUGAAGUAAAAAAAAAAAGGACUUGAGGGUCCAAAAUACAACAUUGAUUUUGGAGGGAAGGGGUUGGGGUAGACAGAGGAAGGAGAUAAGUAUAUCCACCAUGCAAAAGGGGCCAUUUUACGGAAGUGUGAACACUUUUGUCCCUCAUUGUCUGAAUGCAAAAUUGUGCUACUGCACACAAGUUGAGCCGUAUAUGACACUGAUUUUAACUGAAAUUAAAUGAAUCAAUGACAUAAUUAUGUUAUUGGUGAUGGGGGUGACAUUGACUUAUUCACGACCAAAUUAUAGGGCCAAUUCGAAUUACGUGAUGACGUAAUAAAAGGGCUGCGAUAUCCAGAAUAAACGUCGAUAUGGUUUACAUGCUAAAAAACUGACGCUGAAACUCGCACAUGUACAACUUUUGAUGAAUUUCAAGGGUAUGCGUACUGAAAAUAUUUUUAAUAAAGUGAAUAUUUCUCGUUCUUCACUUUAUCCGAUUGUCAAGGCGCAAACAAUCACGGGUAGGGUAAGGAUUGACCCGUAGUGGAGAUAGUCACUGGCCAGUCACGGAAAUAUGGAACGUUAGUGAGGAGCGGCCGUCACUGGGUUCAAUAUCGAAACUACGGAAAAGUGAAGGUAAAUUCAUGGCCAAUUCAAUAAAAAAACUAAGGACAGCGUUGCAAACAUUGCAAGUGUACACGAAAACAAUUACUUUCAAUCCCACCUCGUGACACCCUGUGUGACAUGAUAACGCAACGUAAAUAGCGUGACAUGAGCGCAUAUGUCUGUGUAUUUGGACUGCAUUUCUCAAGCGAAACCCUGUGUUGUUGUCUAUUGUCGGGGAGUGAAAAUGAAAAGAGAGCUUUGAAACGUGAACUGGUAUUUGACUCUCAAAGAAAACGACAGCUCAAACUGAGGAAAACACUGCUUCCUUCGUGUUACAACGGUUAACCAAGUUUCGGCAAACGGAAAGUAACAUAUUAAGUCUGUUAUGACCUCUUGAUGUCGAUAUAUAUGCUCCUGGUUAACCGUUGAAACUCCUUAUUUGCACCACAUCGCUGGAAUUUUUCUCGCCAAGAAUACGUAUUGUGAAGCACUUUCUACAUAGCCGAAUCUUCUUUUGGAAUUAGGGCAUAAAAAGGAAGAUUUUCCAGAGCACGGCCGUCAUCGAUCACGUGUUAUCCCGCUUUUCUUGUCAUCAAGUGAACUUCUGGGCCAAAGUAAUUGCUGUUUUGGCGAUGAUACAAACUGGUGUGUCUAUCUUGAAAACAAUUUCUUUGGUAUUCUGUGAUUUACGAGCUGGGAAAUGAAAUAGUUGUCCACCCAACACCGAUAAAAAAAAUGCCACUGAAUAAAUAGCAGGCGGUCAUCUAAAAUCAUUACAAAAGUACAUUCCUAACCUGGUCUAACCUGUUCGACGCCUACACACGCUAAAGGUUUGGAUCUGCUAGAUUUGAAAAGGUCUCCAAAAAAAAUCAUCUAUUUAUAGGGCAUAGCACAAACGACUGGCUCAUCAUUUAUGAGGUUCAUAACCUGUAUAUUGUUCACGUCCUUUCACUAAUGGCACAAGUCAAUGUCAACAAUAAUGCAAAUUGCAGUACUUCAUUCGCUUAAGUUAACCAUUUACCAGAACAAUUUUCAUUGUACCUUAGUGUUUCCAUCCUUUUUCCACCAUUGAUAAUACUUGUAAAAAAAAUUACAUCCACAGCAGCGGCAUUGAUCACAACACAAAUGAUUUCCUCUCGACCCGACAGGGUAUCAGGAACGCGCGCGGGAGCACAAGAUUAAGUAAUGACAUACGCUUCGUACAUUUUACUCUACGUAUACUACAAAUCGGGACCAAACUUUUCAAAUUGUUGUUUAUAAACAAACAAUUUGGUCCAUAAAUAACGUCAUCGCACAAAAAUUCAGCAGCGUCCAAAAUCUAGCCGGAAAACACAGAUACAUAUUUCAGACAAUCAGGGACAAAAGUAGUUGACACACUUAUUUAAAACGGGUGCUUUUAACAAACAUUUAAUUCAUUUAUUAUUUCAUUCCUUUUAAACGCCGUAAAUCCCCCGACCCCCCGAAUCAAUGUUGUCUGAAGUAAAAAAAAGACUUGAGGGUCCAAAAUUCAACAUUGAUUUUGGGGGGAAGGGGUUCUGGUAGACAGAGGAAGGGGAUAAGUAUAUCCACUAUGCAAAAAGGGGCCAUUUUACGGAAGUGUGUCAACACUUUUGUCCCUCAUUGUCUGAAUGCAAAAUUGUGCUACUGCACACAAGUUGAGCCGUAUAUGACACUGAUUUUAACUGAAAUUAAAUGAAUCAAUGACAUAAUUAUGUUAUUGGUGAUGGGGUGACAUUGACUUAUUCACGACCAAAUUAUAGGGCCAAUUCGAAUUACGUGAUGCCGUAAUAAAAGGGCUGCGAUAUCCAGAAUAAACGUCGAUAUGGUUUACAUGCUAAAACUGACGCUGAAACUCGCACACAUGUACAACUUUUGAUGAAUUUCAAGGGUAUGCGUACUGAAAAUAUUUUUAAUAAAGUGAAUAUUUCUCGUUCUUCACUUUAUCCGAUUGUCAAGGCGCAAACAAUCACGGGUAGGGUAAGGAUUGACCCGUAGUGGAGAUAGUCACUGGCCAGUCACGGAAAUAUGGAACGUUAGUGAGGAGCGGCCGUCACUGGGUUCAAUAUCGAAACUACGGAAAAGUGAAGGUAAAUUCAUGGCCAAUUCAAUAAAAAAAAACUAAGGACAGCGUAGCAAACAUUGCAAGUGUACACGAAAACAAUUACUUUCAAUCCCACCUCGUGACACCCUGUGUGACAUGAUAACGCAACGUAAAUAGCGUGACAUGAGCGCAUAUGUCUGUGUAUUUGGACUGCAUUUCUCAAGCGAAACCCUGUGUUGUUGUCUAUUGUCGGGAGUGAAAAUGAAAAGAGAGCUUUGAAACGUGAACUGGUAUUUGACUCUCAAAGAAAACGACAGCUCAAACUGAGGAAAACACUGCUUCCUUCGUGUUACAACGGUUAACCAAGUUUCGGCAAACGGAAAGUAACAUAUUAAGUCUGUUAUGACCUCUUGAUGUCGAUAUAUAUGCUCCUGGUUAACCGUUGAAACUCCUUAUUUGCACCACAUCGCUGGAAUUUUUCUCGCCAAGAAUACGUAUUGUGAAGCACUUUCUACAUAGCCGAAUCUUCUUUUGGAAUUAGGGCAUAAAAAGGAAGAUUUUCCAGAGCACGGCCGUCAUCGAUCACGUGUUAUCCCGCUUUUCUUGUCAUCAAGUGAACUUCUGGGCCAAAGUAAUUGCUGUUUUGGCGAUGAUACAAACUGGUGUGUCUAUCUUGAAAACAAUUUCUUUGGUAUUCUGUGAUUUACGAGCUGGGAAAUGAAAUAGUUGUCCACCCAACACCGAUAAAAAAAAAUGCCACUGAAUAAAUAGCAGGCGGUCAUCUAAAAUCAUUACAAAAGUACAUUCCUAACCUGGUCUAACCUGUUCGACGCCUACACACGCUAAAGGUUUGGAUCUGCUAGAUUUGAAAAGGUCUCCAAAAAAAAUCAUCUAUUUAUAGGGCAUAGCACAAACGACUGGCUCAUCAUUUAUGAGGUUCAUAACCUGUAUAUUGUUCACGUCCUUUCACUAAUGGCACAAGUCAAUGUCAACAAUAAUGCAAAUUGCAGUACUUCAUUCGCUUAAGUUAACCAUUUACCAGAACAAUUUUCAUUGUACCUUAGUGUUUCCAUCCUUUUUCCACCAUUGAUAAUACUUGUAAAAAAAAUUACAUCCACAGCAGCGGCAUUGAUCACAACACAAAUGAUUUCCUCUCGACCCGACAGGGUAUCAGGAACGCGCGCGGGAGCACAAGAUUAAGUAAUGACAUACGCUUCGUACAUUUUACUCUACGUAUACUACAAAUCGGGACCAAACUUUUCAAAUUGUUGUUUAUAAACAAACAAUUUGGUCCAUAGAGUAACGUCAUCGCACAAAAAUUCAGCAGCGUCCAAAAUCUAGCCGGAAAACACAGAUACAUAUUUCAGACAAUCAGGGACAAAAGUAGUUGACACACUUAUUUAAAACGGGUGCUUUUAACAAACAUUUAAUUCAUUUAUUAUUUCAUUCCUUUUAAACGCCGUAAAUCCCCCGACCCCCCGAAUCAAUGUUGUCUGAAGUAAAAAAAAGACUUGAGGGUCCAAAAUUCAACAUUGAUUUUGGGGGGAAGGGGUUCUGGUAGACAGAGGAAGGGGAUAAGUAUAUCCACUAUGCAAAAAGGGGCCAUUUUACGGAAGUGUGUCAACACUUUUGUCCCUCAUUGUCUGAAUGCAAAAUUGUGCUACUGCACACAAGUUGAGCCGUAUAUGACACUGAUUUUAACUGAAAUUAAAUGAAUCAAUGACAUAAUUAUGUUAUUGGUGAUGGGGGUGACAUUGACUUAUUCACGACCAAAUUAUAGGGCCAAUUCGAAUUACGUGAUGACGUAAUAAAAGGGCUGCGAUAUCCAGAAUAAACGUCGAUAUGGUUUACAUGCUAAAAACUGACGCUGAAACUCGCACACAUGUACAACUUUUGAUGAAUUUCAAGGGUAUGCGUACUGAAAAUAUUUUUAAUAAAGUGAAUAUUUCUCGUUCUUCACUUUAUCCGAUUGUCAAGGCGCAAACAAUCACGGGUAGGGUAAGGAUUGACCCGUAGUGGAGAUAGUCACUGGCCAGUCACGGAAAUAUGGAACGUUAGUGAGGAGCGGCCGUCACUGGGUUCAAUAUCGAAACUACGGAAAAGUGAAGGUAAAUUCAUGGCCAAUUCAAUAAAAAAAAACUAAGGACAGCGUAGCAAACAUUGCAAGUGUACACGAAAACAAUUACUUUCAAUCCCACCUCGUGACACCCUGUGUGACAUGAUAACGCAACGUAAAUAGCGUGACAUGAGCGCAUAUGUCUGUGUAUUUGGACUGCAUUUCUCAAGCGAAACCCUGUGUUGUUGUCUAUUGUCGGGAGUGAAAAUGAAAAGAGAGCUUUGAAACGUGAACUGGUAUUUGACUCUCAAAGAAAACGACAGCUCAAACUGAGGAAAACACUGCUUCCUUCGUGUUACAACGGUUAACCAAGUUUCGGCAAACGGAAAGUAACAUAUUAAGUCUGUUAUGACCUCUUGAUGUCGAUAUAUAUGCUCCUGGUUAACCGUUGAAACUCCUUAUUUGCACCACAUCGCUGGAAUUUUUCUCGCCAAGAAUACGUAUUGUGAAGCACUUUCUACAUAGCCGAAUCUUCUUUUGGAAUUAGGGCAUAAAAAGGAAGAUUUUCCAGAGCACGGCCGUCAUCGAUCACGUGUUAUCCCGCUUUUCUUGUCAUCAAGUGAACUUCUGGGCCAAAGUAAUUGCUGUUUUGGCGAUGAUACAAACUGGUGUGUCUAUCUUGAAAACAAUUUCUUUGGUAUUCUGUGAUUUACGAGCUGGGAAAUGAAAUAGUUGUCCACCCAACACCGAUAAAAAAAAAUGCCACUGAAUAAAUAGCAGGCGGUCAUCUAAAAUCAUUACAAAAGUACAUUCCUAACCUGGUCUAACCUGUUCGACGCCUACACACGCUAAAGGUUUGGAUCUGCUAGAUUUGAAAAGGUCUCCAAAAAAAAAAUCAUCUAUUUAUAGGGCAUAGCACAAACGACUGGCUCAUCAUUUAUGAGGUUCAUAACCUGUAUAUUGUUCACGUCCUUUCACUAAUGGCACAAGUCAAUGUCAACAAUAAUGCAAAUUGCAGUACUUCAUUCGCUUAAGUUAACCAUUUACCAGAACAAUUUUCAUUGUACCUUAGUGUUUCCAUCCUUUUUCCACCAUUGAUAAUACUUGUAAAAAAAAAUUACAUCCACAGCAGCGGCAUUGAUCACAACACAAAUGAUUUCCUCUCGACCCGACAGGGUAUCAGGAACGCGCGCGGGAGCACAAGAUUAAGUAAUGACAUACGCUUCGUACAUUUUACUCUACGUAUACUACAAAUCGGGACCAAACUUUUCAAAUUGUUGUUUAUAAACAAACAAUUUGGUCCAUAGAGUAACGUCAUCGCACAAAAAUUCAGCAGCGUCCAAAAUCUAGCCGGAAAACACAGAUACAUAUUUCAGACAAUCAGGGACAAAAGUAGUUGACACACUUAUUUAAAACGGGUGCUUUUAACAAACAUUUAAUUCAUUUAUUAUUUCAUUCCUUUUAAACGCCGUAAAUCCCCCGACCCCCCGAAUCAAUGUUGUCUGAAGUAAAAAGACUUGAGGGUCCAAAAUUCAACAUUGAUUUUGGGGGGAAGGGGUUCUGGUAGACAGAGGAAGGGGAUAAGUAUAUCCACUAUGCAAAAAGGGGCCAUUUUACGGAAGUGUGUCAACACUUUUGUCCCUCAUUGUCUGAAUGCAAAAUUGUGCUACUGCACACAAGUUGAGCCGUAUAUGACACUGAUUUUAACUGAAAUUAAAUGAAUCAAUGACAUAAUUAUGUUAUUGGUGAUGGGGGUGACAUUGACUUAUUCACGACCAAAUUAUAGGGCCAAUUCGAAUUACGUGAUGACGUAAUAAAAGGGCUGCGAUAUCCAGAAUAAACGUCGAUAUGGUUUACAUGCUAAAACUGACGCUGAAACUCGCACACAUGUACAACUUUUGAUGAAUUUCAAGGGUAUGCGUACUGAAAAUAUUUUUAAUAAAGUGAAUAUUUCUCGUUCUUCACUUUAUCCGAUUGUCAAGGCGCAAACAAUCACGGGUAGGGUAAGGAUUGACCCGUAGUGGAGAUAGUCACUGGCCAGUCACGGAAAUAUGGAACGUUAGUGAGGAGCGGCCGUCACUGGGUUCAAUAUCGAAACUACGGAAAAGUGAAGGUAAAUUCAUGGCCAAUUCAAUAAAAAAAACUAAGGACAGCGUAGCAAACAUUGCAAGUGUACACGAAAACAAUUACUUUCAAUCCCACCUCGUGACACCCUGUGUGACAUGAUAACGCAACGUAAAUAGCGUGACAUGAGCGCAUAUGUCUGUGUAUUUGGACUGCAUUUCUCAAGCGAAACCCUGUGUUGUUGUCUAUUGUCGGGAGUGAAAAUGAAAAGAGAGCUUUUGAAACGUGAACUGGUAUUUGACUCUCAAAGAAAACGACAGCUCAAACUGAGGAAAACACUGCUUCCUUCGUGUUACAACGGUUAACCAAGUUUCGGCAAACGGAAAGUAACAUAUUAAGUCUGUUAUGACCUCUUGAUGUCGAUAUAUAUGCUCCUGGUUAACCGUUGAAACUCCUUAUUUGCACCACAUCGCUGGAAUUUUUCUCGCCAAGAAUACGUAUUGUGAAGCACUUUCUACAUAGCCGAAUCUUCUUUUGGAAUUAGGGCAUAAAAAGGAAGAUUUUCCAGAGCACGGCCGUCAUCGAUCACGUGUUAUCCCGCUUUUCUUGUCAUCAAGUGAACUUCUGGGCCAAAGUAAUUGCUGUUUUGGCGAUGAUACAAACUGGUGUGUCUAUCUUGAAAACAAUUUCUUUGGUAUUCUGUGAUUUACGAGCUGGGAAAUGAAAUAGUUGUCCACCCAACACCGAUAAAAAAAAAUGCCACUGAAUAAAUAGCAGGCGGUCAUCUAAAAUCAUUACAAAAGUACAUUCCUAACCUGGUCUAACCUGUUCGACGCCUACACACGCUAAAGGUUUGGAUCUGCUAGAUUUGAAAAGGUCUCCAAAAAAAAAAAAAUCAUCUAUUUAUAGGGCAUAGCACAAACGACUGGCUCAUCAUUUAUGAGGUUCAUAACCUGUAUAUUGUUCACGUCCUUUCACUAAUGGCACAAGUCAAUGUCAACAAUAAUGCAAAUUGCAGUACUUCAUUCGCUUAAGUUAACCAUUUACCAGAACAAUUUUCAUUGUACCUUAGUGUUUCCAUCCUUUUUCCACCAUUGAUAAUACUUGUAAAAAAAAUUACAUCCACAGCAGCGGCAUUGAUCACAACACAAAUGAUUUCCUCUCGACCCGACAGGGUAUCAGGAACGCGCGCGGGAGCACAAGAUUAAGUAAUGACAUACGCUUCGUACAUUUUACUCUACGUAUACUACAAAUCGGGACCAAACUUUUCAAAUUGUUGUUUAUAAACAAACAAUUUGGUCCAUAGAGUAACGUCAUCGCACAAAAAUUCAGCAGCGUCCAAAAUCUAGCCGGAAAACACAGAUACAUAUUUCAGACAAUCAGGGACAAAAGUAGUUGACACACUUAUUUAAAACGGGUGCUUUUAACAAACAUUUAAUUCAUUUAUUAUUUCAUUCCUUUUAAACGCCGUAAAUCCCCCGACCCCCCGAAUCAAUGUUGUCUGAAGUAAAAAAAAGACUUGAGGGUCCAAAAUUCAACAUUGAUUUUGGGGGGAAGGGGUUCUGGUAGACAGAGGAAGGGGAUAAGUAUAUCCACUAUGCAAAAAGGGGCCAUUUUACGGAAGUGUGUCAACACUUUUGUCCCUCAUUGUCUGAAUGCAAAAUUGUGCUACUGCACACAAGUUGAGCCGUAUAUGACACUGAUUUUAACUGAAAUUAAAUGAAUCAAUGACAUAAUUAUGUUAUUGGUGAUGGGGGUGACAUUGACUUAUUCACGACCAAAUUAUAGGGCCAAUUCGAAUUACGUGAUGACGUAAUAAAAGGGCUGCGAUAUCCAGAAUAAACGUCGAUAUGGUUUACAUGCUAAAAACUGACGCUGAAACUCGCACACAUGUACAACUUUUGAUGAAUUUCAAGGGUAUGCGUACUGAAAAUAUUUUUAAUAAAGUGAAUAUUUCUCGUUCUUCACUUUAUGCGAUUGUCAAGGCGCAAACAAUCACGGGUAGGGUAAGGAUUGACCCGUAGUGGAGAUAGUCACUGGCCAGUCACGGAAAUAUGGAACGUUAGUGAGGAGCGGCCGUCACUGGGUUCAAUAUCGAAACUACGGAAAAGUGAAGGUAAAUUCAUGGCCAAUUCAAUAAAAAAACUAAGGACAGCGUAGCAAACAUUGCAAGUGUACACGAAAACAAUUACUUUCAAUCCCACCUCGUGACACCCUGUGUGACAUGAUAACGCAACGUAAAUAGCGUGACAUGAGCGCAUAUGUCUGUGUAUUUGGACUGCAUUUCUCAAGCGAAACCCUGUGUUGUUGUCUAUUGUCGGGAGUGAAAAUGAAAAGAGAGCUUUGAAACGUGAACUGGUAUUUGACUCUCAAAGAAAACGACAGCUCAAACUGAGGAAAACACUGCUUCCUUCGUGUUACAACGGUUAACCAAGUUUCGGCAAACGGAAAGUAACAUAUUAAGUCUGUUAUGACCUCUUGAUGUCGAUAUAUAUGCUCCUGGUUAACCGUUGAAACUCCUUAUUUGCACCACAUCGCUGGAAUUUUUUCUCGCCAAGAAUACGUAUUGUGAAGCACUUUCUACAUAGCCGAAUCUUCUUUUGGAAUUAGGGCAUAAAAAGGAAGAUUUUCCAGAGCACGGCCGUCAUCGAUCACGUGUUAUCCCGCUUUUCUUGUCAUCAAGUGAACUUCUGGGCCAAAGUAAUUGCUGUUUUGGCGAUGAUACAAACUGGUGUGUCUAUCUUGAAAACAAUUUCUUUGGUAUUCUGUGAUUUACGAGCUGGGAAAUGAAAUAGUUGUCCACCCAACACCGAUAAAAAAAAAAUGCCACUGAAUAAAUAGCAGGCGGUCAUCUAAAAUCAUUACAAAAGUACAUUCCUAACCUGGUCUAACCUGUUCGACGCCUACACACGCUAAAGGUUUGGAUCUGCUAGAUUUGAAAAGGUCUCCAAAAAAAAAAUCAUCUAUUUAUAGGGCAUAGCACAAACGACUGGCUCAUCAUUUAUGAGGUUCAUAACCUGUAUAUUGUUCACGUCCUUUCACUAAUGGCACAAGUCAAUGUCAACAAUAAUGCAAAUUGCAGUACUUCAUUCGCUUAAGUUAACCAUUUACCAGAACAAUUUUCAUUGUACCUUAGUGUUUCCAUCCUUUUUCCACCAUUGAUAAUACUUGUAAAAAAAAAUUACAUCCACAGCAGCGGCAUUGAUCACAACACAAAUGAUUUCCUCUCGACCCGACAGGGUAUCAGGAACGCGCGCGGGAGCACAAGAUUAAGUAAUGACAUACGCUUCGUACAUUUUACUCUACGUAUACUACAAAUCGGGACCAAACUUUUCAAAUUGUUGUUUAUAAACAAACAAUUUGGUCCAUAGAGUAACGUCAUCGCACAAAAAUUCAGCAGCGUCCAAAAUCUAGCCGGAAAACACAGAUACAUAUUUCAGACAAUCAGGGACAAAAGUAGUUGACACACUUAUUUAAAACGGGUGCUUUUAACAAACAUUUAAUUCAUUUAUUAUUUCAUUCCUUUUAAACGCCGUAAAUCCCCCGACCCCCCGAAUCAAUGUUGUCUGAAGUAAAAAAAAGACUUGAGGGUCCAAAAUUCAACAUUGAUUUUGGGGGGAAGGGGUUCUGGUAGACAGAGGAAGGGGAUAAGUAUAUCCACUAUGCAAAAAGGGGCCAUUUUACGGAAGUGUGUCAACACUUUUGUCCCUCAUUGUCUGAAUGCAAAAUUGUGCUACUGCACACAAGUUGAGCCGUAUAUGACACUGAUUUUAACUGAAAUUAAAUGAAUCAAUGACAUAAUUAUGUUAUUGGUGAUGGGGGUGACAUUGACUUAUUCACGACCAAAUUAUAGGGCCAAUUCGAAUUACGUGAUGACGUAAUAAAAGGGCUGCGAUAUCCAGAAUAAACGUCGAUAUGGUUUACAUGCUAAAAACUGACGCUGAAACUCGCACACAUGUACAACUUUUGAUGAAUUUCAAGGGUAUGCGUACUGAAAAUAUUUUUAAUAAAGUGAAUAUUUCUCGUUCUUCACUUUAUGCGAUUGUCAAGGCGCAAACAAUCACGGGUAGGGUAAGGAUUGACCCGUAGUGGAGAUAGUCACUGGCCAGUCACGGAAAUAUGGAACGUUAGUGAGGAGCGGCCGUCACUGGGUUCAAUAUCGAAACUACGGAAAAGUGAAGGUAAAUUCAUGGCCAAUUCAAUAAAAAAAACUAAGGACAGCGUAGCAAACAUUGCAAGUGUACACGAAAACAAUUACUUUCAAUCCCACCUCGUGACACCCUGUGUGACAUGAUAACGCAACGUAAAUAGCGUGACAUGAGCGCAUAUGUCUGUGUAUUUGGACUGCAUUUCUCAAGCGAAACCCUGUGUUGUUGUCUAUUGUCGGGAGUGAAAAUGAAAAGAGAGCUUUGAAACGUGAACUGGUAUUUGACUCUCAAAGAAAACGACAGCUCAAACUGAGGAAAACACUGCUUCCUUCGUGUUACAACGGUUAACCAAGUUUCGGCAAACGGAAAGUAACAUAUUAAGUCUGUUAUGACCUCUUGAUGUCGAUAUAUAUGCUCCUGGUUAACCGUUGAAACUCCUUAUUUGCACCACAUCGCUGGAAUUUUUCUCGCCAAGAAUACGUAUUGUGAAGCACUUUCUACAUAGCCGAAUCUUCUUUUGGAAUUAGGGCAUAAAAAGGAAGAUUUUCCAGAGCACGGCCGUCAUCGAUCACGUGUUAUCCCGCUUUUCUUGUCAUCAAGUGAACUUCUGGGCCAAAGUAAUUGCUGUUUUGGCGAUGAUACAAACUGGUGUGUCUAUCUUGAAAACAAUUUCUUUGGUAUUCUGUGAUUUACGAGCUGGGAAAUGAAAUAGUUGUCCACCCAACACCGAUAAAAAAAAAAUGCCACUGAAUAAAUAGCAGGCGGUCAUCUAAAAUCAUUACAAAAGUACAUUCCUAACCUGGUCUAACCUGUUCGACGCCUACACACGCUAAAGGUUUGGAUCUGCUAGAUUUGAAAAGGUCUCCAAAAAAAAUCAUCUAUUUAUAGGGCAUAGCACAAACGACUGGCUCAUCAUUUAUGAGGUUCAUAACCUGUAUAUUGUUCACGUCCUUUCACUAAUGGCACAAGUCAAUGUCAACAAUAAUGCAAAUUGCAGUACUUCAUUCGCUUAAGUUAACCAUUUACCAGAACAAUUUUCAUUGUACCUUAGUGUUUCCAUCCUUUUUCCACCAUUGAUAAUACUUGUAAAAAAAAUUACAUCCACAGCAGCGGCAUUGAUCACAACACAAAUGAUUUCCUCUCGACCCGACAGGGUAUCAGGAACGCGCGGGGGCACAAGAUUAAGUAAUGACAUACGCUUCGUACAUUUUACUCUACGUAUACUACAAAUCGGGACCAAACUUUUCAAAUUGUUGUUUAUAAACAAACAAUUUGGUCCAUAAAUAACGUCAUCGCACAAAAAUUCAGCAGCGUCCAAAAUCUAGCCGGAAAACACAGAUACAUAUUUCAGACAAUCAGGGACAAAAGUAGUUGACACACUUAUUUAAAACGGGUGCUUUUAACAAACAUUUAAUUCAUUUAUUAUUUCAUUCCUUUUAAACGCCGUAAAUCCCCCGACCCCCCGAAUCAAUGUUGUCUGAAGUAAAAAAAAGACUUGAGGGUCCAAAAUUCAACAUUGAUUUUGGGGGGAAGGGGUUCUGGUAGACAGAGGAAGGGGAUAAGUAUAUCCACUAUGCAAAAAGGGGCCAUUUUACGGAAGUGUGUCAACACUUUUGUCCCUCAUUGUCUGAAUGCAAAAUUGUGCUACUGCACACAAGUUGAGCCGUAUAUGACACUGAUUUUAACUGAAAUUAAAUGAAUCAAUGACAUAAUUAUGUUAUUGGUGAUGGGGGUGACAUUGACUUAUUCACGACCAAAUUAUAGGGCCAAUUCGAAUUACGUGAUGACGUAAUAAAAGGGCUGCGAUAUCCAGAAUAAACGUCGAUAUGGUUUACAUGCUAAAAACUGACGCUGAAACUCGCACACAUGUACAACUUUUGAUGAAUUUCAAGGGUAUGCGUACUGAAAAUAUUUUUAAUAAAGUGAAUAUUUCUCGUUCUUCACUUUAUGCGAUUGUCAAGGCGCAAACAAUCACGGGUAGGGUAAGGAUUGACCCGUAGUGGAGAUAGUCACUGGCCAGUCACGGAAAUAUGGAACGUUAGUGAGGAGCGGCCGUCACUGGGUUCAAUAUCGAAACUACGGAAAAGUGAAGGUAAAUUCAUGGCCAAUUCAAUAAAAAAAACUAAGGACAGCGUAGCAAACAUUGCAAGUGUACACGAAAACAAUUACUUUCAAUCCCACCUCGUGACACCCUGUGUGACAUGAUAACGCAACGUAAAUAGCGUGACAUGAGCGCAUAUGUCUGUGUAUUUGGACUGCAUUUCUCAAGCGAAACCCUGUGUUGUUGUCUAUUGUCGGGAGUGAAAAUGAAAAGAGAGCUUUGAAACGUGAACUGGUAUUUGACUCUCAAAGAAAACGACAGCUCAAACUGAGGAAAACACUGCUUCCUUCGUGUUACAACGGUUAACCAAGUUUCGGCAAACGGAAAGUAACAUAUUAAGUCUGUUAUGACCUCUUGAUGUCGAUAUAUAUGCUCCUGGUUAACCGUUGAAACUCCUUAUUUGCACCACAUCGCUGGAAUUUUUCUCGCCAAGAAUACGUAUUGUGAAGCACUUUCUACAUAGCCGAAUCUUCUUUUGGAAUUAGGGCAUAAAAAAGGAAGAUUUUCCAGAGCACGGCCGUCAUCGAUCACGUGUUAUCCCGCUUUUCUUGUCAUCAAGUGAACUUCUGGGCCAAAGUAAUUGCUGUUUUGGCGAUGAUACAAACUGGUGUGUCUAUCUUGAAAACAAUUUCUUUGGUAUUCUGUGAUUUACGAGCUGGGAAAUGAAAUAGUUGUCCACCCAACACCGAUAAAAAAAAUGCCACUGAAUAAAUAGCAGGCGGUCAUCUAAAAUCAUUACAAAAGUACAUUCCUAACCUGGUCUAACCUGUUCGACGCCUACACACGCUAAAGGUUUGGAUCUGCUAGAUUUGAAAAGGUCUCCAAAAAAAAUCAUCUAUUUAUAGGGCAUAGCACAAACGACUGGCUCAUCAUUUAUGAGGUUCAUAACCUGUAUAUUGUUCACGUCCUUUCACUAAUGGCACAAGUCAAUGUCAACAAUAAUGCAAAUUGCAGUACUUCAUUCGCUUAAGUUAACCAUUUACCAGAACAAUUUUCAUUGUACCUUAGUGUUUCCAUCCUUUUUCCACCAUUGAUAAUACUUGUAAAAAAAUUACAUCCACAGCAGCGGCAUUGAUCACAACACAAAUGAUUUCCUCUCGACCCGACAGGGUAUCAGGAACGCGCGGGAGCACAAGAUUAAGUAAUGACAUACGCUUCGUACAUUUUACUCUACGUAUACUACAAAUCGGGACCAAACUUUUCAAAUUGUUGUUUAUAAACAAACAAUUUGGUCCAUAGAGUAACGUCAUCGCACAAAAAUUCAGCAGCGUCCAAAAUCUAGCCGGAAAACACAGAUACAUAUUUCAGACAAUCAGGGACAAAAGUAGUUGACACACUUAUUUAAAACGGGUGCUUUUAACAAACAUUUAAUUCAUUUAUUAUUUCAUUCCUUUUAAACGCCGUAAAUCCCCCGACCCCCCGAAUCAAUGUUGUCUGAAGUAAAAAAAAGACUUGAGGGUCCAAAAUUCAACAUUGAUUUUGGGGGGAAGGGGUUCUGGUAGACAGAGGAAGGGGAUAAGUAUAUCCACUAUGCAAAAAGGGGCCAUUUUACGGAAGUGUGUCAACACUUUUGUCCCUCAUUGUAGGUCAUUUCGCCCGAUGGCAUUUCUCCCAGACUAAGUUGAUUCUCCCGAUGUGUAUUUGUCAUUCUUUGAACCUGAGAAAAAGGAAUAACCAUAGAAAGACGGUGACUGCACACUGAUGUGAACUCCAAGGUAAACUAAAAUAAUAUCUCGGAGAAGUAGGUUCACCAUGUGGUAGUGUUGUAUGUCAUCAGGCAAAUUGACUUACGUCCUAGUGAACGACUUCGGGCGAAUCAACCUCUGGGCGAAACGACCGCAAUUCAACUUCAAAAGCCGAGAUUAAAUCCAAGAUGUGACAGAUGACAUUAAAAAUAAAUCUGCAGUAAAAAAUUGGUCUGCACUUUCUGGUAAUUGUUAAUGCAUAAUUAUCUGUCAAGUUGUUUGAUGGACAGAGCCCUACAAGUAUAUGAGUAGCCUGGGACCAGGCUGUGAAUUAUGAAGGGGGGGGAGGCAGUGGGUGGGGGAAAGGCUCCACCCUUUCCCUCUCUCUGCAGUGCACCAUUUUGCUCGCUUUGUCACCGAUUUUUUUGUUGUUGUUGUUUUUUUGGCUGUUUCAACCCAUUUUUUGCCUUUUUACCCCACUAAGGAGCCUGAUCCCAAGCUGAUAAAGACGGGUUCAAGAUUGGGGGAACAGGCGAGAGCACCUAAUCAAUUAGGGGGAUUAUGACAAUCAAAUAUGUGAUCACCAAGGAUUAUGAAAGGAAAAUUUAUGUUAGAAUAUUCGAGAUUAAAGUUUAAACAUGCUCCUCAGGGCUUCUAAGUGGGUAAACAAAUGAGGUUUACACUUUUGUUACUAACUGUCGUCUUGUCUUGUUUUUUUUCCAGUACCUGCGUGCCCUGUUAGUCCUUAAACAAUGCCAUCAGCUCAGGCCAGAUGAUUCGCUAGUUUGUCUUUAUGCUGCCAAGCUGUGUUUCAACAAUCUUCACAUGGUAUGUUGUGAAACUACGUACAAAUAAUAUCACCACUAUGGAGUUAGCCAAAGAGUUGUGUUAAACUGACCUUUUAUCUUGCAUUUCACGUUACAGUCCUCCUACCAUGAUUUUUUUCAAAAAAAUGAACAAGAAUGUGAAUAGUAUAUAUGAACGUCCACUUUUCAGGCGUACAUGCCUUAUGUUGAUGGUAUAACUGGAAACGUUUGAUGUAAAAUCUUACAAUGUAGGUAAAAAAAAUUGUUUUAGAGUACGUAAAUGUACUCUAAGGCUUUGUUUAUGAAAAAGUGGAUCGUUACGUAUCGGAUAUGUUUCUGUACCACUCUUAAGCGCUGCGAACCAGUGUUCACGCUUUACCUGAUAGGUUUUCAUGUUGAUAUGAAAUGUAAGUCAAGACUUAAAAGACAGCCUAAUUCAGGGUCAAGCCUUGACUGUUAGGAAGGGGUUAUCCCCGAACACCUAACCCUUUAAGCCCUAAGAGUGACCAGCAUCAAAUUUCUCCUUGUAAUAUCACCGCUUUGUAAAACAGAGUCGUCAUGAGAAUUACGGACAUGAUCACACAAGAUGAAUUUACUUGAUAUUUUAUCAUCUUCCCCUCACUACUUCUGUAGGAAAUGAAUAGGGGCAACAAAUGAGAAUUCAAAUUUUGAUGUUAGGGUUUGACGGGUUAAUAGACCCUUCCACGGUUAUUUUUAACCUUUUACUGGGACAUGUUAGCCAAAAUCCGUCAACACAGCUAAAAAGAACGCCUUAAAAUUUGUAAAGAUGUUAAGUUUAACUGAUACAGAAGUUCGACUGACUUUUUUUUAUGUUUUCUUUUCAAGUGUGACGAAGGUAUGACAUUUGCAAAGAAAGUAGUUGCUAUGGAUGAUGAAAAAGAGUUAUCCUCCAGAGGUUAUCUGGCGCUUGGUAUCGGAUACAGUUUGCAGUCUUGUGAAGGUAGGUUCCUGGUACGUUUAUUUACACAUGGCCUUCAAGCAAGCUCUGAGUUUGAGAAUCGCGAGACAAGAAGGGUGGUAAGCGAACAGUGAGCAAAGCCCUGGUCUUUCGCAGCUCACUCGCGCGGCGUAACCUUCACCGACUCUUGUGGCAGUCCUUGCAGGUGGUCAGCUACAUUAUUACUAAUUUUUUGGAUCGUAAAAGUUUUUGGCCUAAAUUUUUGUAUUUGUCGUUUGUAAUCCAUGUUAGUCUCUUCCAUUAUCGUCUUUUUAGUUUCCUAUUUACGUCUUACGUGUUUUUCUGUGUUUUUCACCGAGACGAAUAUUUUAUGGUUUCCUCCUAUCACAAGAUUAUUGUGUGAGUUGCAAAAGAAUGACUCCAGUAAGGCUGAGGUAGAGAAGGUCACAAACGUAGUUUGUGUUGUCUCCAUCCCUCCCCACCCACCCUCCGUUAUUGUGCAGAACCGUUAUUAAGCAAACCCAAGAUAGCCCCUCUAAAACACAAGCGCACUAGACACUCAAGUUAAUACUUUUGUCAAAAAUAUUUUUUGAAAACUUUUUUUUUGUAGCAUGUCUUAGAGGAGAGCGACAACAGCUUCAAAAACAAGCAACUGAUGCUCUGCAAAAGUGGGUUUUUGGGUUGUUUUGUAUUUUUUUGUGUUGUUUUUGUAUUUAUUGGGUUAGUAAUUGAAAGUGUUCAAUUUUUGACGUAAGAAAUUACCCAUUUUAUGAACUGGGCGUGCCUUGACCCAGGUAAUGAAUUGAGUUGGCUUAUUUGUUCUUUAUUGUAUAACCCAAAAAAGGCCCAGGGUUUCGAUGUCAUACCAAACGCAUACAAAUUUCUGUGUUUACAGCCUCCAUCACCACGCGAACUGUUGUAAACCUAAACAUUUGAUUACAGUUGGUGUGAGUGAACUUGUGUAAUCUGUUACACCAAAUUUACCUGACUCGAACAAGUUAUUGAGUGUGUUUAACACUCAAAAAUAUAGCUUAAUAGAAUCGCUUCUUUUUAAGUUAUUUUACAUGCAAGGUUUCCCUUAUGACACCCUUAGAGGGAUAGCACUUUUUUCCUCAUUUUCAGAGCACACAGUCUAGACCCAGAUGACAGUGAAGUAUUGUUUCAUCUUGCUCUUUGUCAAGCUCUGAUGAGACAGGUAAAUUUUAUUUAUCGACUAUUACAUAUGAUUGCUUCAGUUUUCCACUGAUCAAAACCGCUCCUGACCUUAACGCUUCUCCUGAACUGCUCCCGCUCCUUUUCCCGCGCCCUUAGCUCCCUCCUGUCAUGAUUGGUUCUUUGUCCUGAUUGUCUGUGCUUUUUCUGAUUGGCUAGGGACAACACUUACACUUCUGAGUUAAUAAAAUGCUCCAUCAUGCGUUUUUUUUAAACUUGUUUUUAAGCUUCUACUUGACAUUCCCUUUCGUAGCCAAUGUUUUUCUCAGUAUAUGCUGUACGUCGUGAACGAACGCAGUACAAGAUAACAGCCUACAUAGCAAGAGUUCACGUGCGGGGAUGGCGCGUAAAUUGGACCAUGAGCAACUUCCUCCUCACCUUUCCCUUUAACUUUUGCGCCGAUUGCGCAAACGGGAACUAUUUUUUUGCUAACUAUACAUCACGUUUCCCUCAGUUCAAAUUUGCUGUAAGUUGGAUACCGUGCGUGUUAUAAAAUAUGGUAAAUUCAACGCUUUUCGUGUUGAUUUUCAUGCAGAUUACAAAGGCGCUGAAAAAUAUCCGAAAUGCCAUAAAAAUGGACAUGAAUCAGUCAUUAUACCUCCAUCUGUUGGCUCUGGUACUUUCCUCUCAGAAAAAGGUUGGUAUCUGUUAGUCUUGCAGUCAUUAAAAAAAAUUUAGGAGUACAGUGUCAUAAUUUUGCAAUUUGUUUCAUCAAGAGAAACCUGUCUUAUAGGUUCAUUAACCGGAUUAUGGACUGGAAAGUGAAUAUAUGAAUUUUUUUCUAUUUGAGCUGCGAAAGAAAGAUGCAUGGCUUUGCCAGUUAUUUGCAGGGUAUAACUGCAAGGAAGUGAAGCCAAUUUCUGCGGGUCAGUAACAUUUCCCUUCCCAUCAGCUGACUGGUUCUCUUUCAAUUGAGCUAACCGGAAAGUGGUGCCGGGAAAUUUUAAAAAAGAGUUCAUGACUUAUCUAUCAGAUAUGUCCCUAAUUUACCUUAGACUCCAAGUCUUGUUUGGCCGAAGAAAGCACAGCAAGCUCUACAAAUUUUAAAUAGUUAGUUUUUAAGCUGAGAAUCUUGUAAGCUCUUUGUCAUGUCAAAGCACGUUUCAGUGCUGCGUUUUUAACACUUAUUUAAUACAAGAGUGGGAUUUGUGCUGUAACCUUGGGUUUUCCCUGCAGCUGAACAUUUUUUGAUAUAUACACCUAAUUGGAAUACCGUUAUCAUAGAAAAACGCCAAAAGGAAAAGAGAAAAUGUGAAAAGAAAAAUAGGAAUUAUAGACUCGCUAAUAAACUUCUAUAUGGUUCACCCAUUUGCAACGUACGCGUACAGCCGUUACAUUUAAAUUUGUUUUUACGCCUCUAUUAAAACUCCAUGCUGCAAAUGGAUGUAUCCUAGUGUGGUUUAUUGGAAAGCUAUUUAAUUCUUAUUUGGCUUUUUCUUUUUUCAUUUUCUAGCCUGCGUAACAGGCGCUUAUGAGCCAAGCGAGGCGAACGCGGAAUUUUGCGCGAAGCGCGAGAGAACUCCUCCCCUCGUCUCGCGAUUCGCGCAAAAUGCCGCCUUUGCCUCGCUUGGCUCCUAAAGCGCCUGUUAUGCAGGUUAUUCAUUUUCCCUCUAGCAUUUUUCUAGGACAAUAUUAUUGCAAUUAGGUGCUCAUCAGUUGUCCUCCUUUUAAUUAUGUUGUUAUAAGACGUUAUUACCACCUCUUUUGAUUGUAGUUUUUAGAGGCUUUGGAAGUCUGCGAUGCUGCCCUUAUGAAGUUCCCCGAAGAUUUCAGGUUUGAAGCUACGUUUCUUUUCUCUUCUAGUUUUCCUCCUUUGUUAACUCUGCUUUAAGCGAUUUAAAAUAAUUCCGCCUGGAAAAGCCAAACACAUUGCAUAAAGAAACAAACAAAACCGUAUUCCUUGGGGGGGUCAGAUUUGUUCGUGGUCCCAAAUAAAUUCGUUCUGCUCGCCGGCGUGACAUUUUGAAGAUGACAUCUUUCUCAGAAAUGAUAUCUUUUUGAACUCCAACCAGAUUCACUUCAAGGGAGGACUACAAUGUUUUUUGAAUUUUCUCCAUUUUAUGUACAUCUUUUCACAUCUUUUAUUUAAAGGUUUUGAGGUUUUUUUAGCACACUGGUCUUUCCUCUGUUUAGUUUGCUUCUUCUGAAAGUGAAGUUGGAACAGUCAUGCGUGGGAGGAGAUCAAGCAUUGGUCACAUGCAAACAGCUCUUAGAGACCUGGAAGCAAGUCUACGAUUCUGACCUAUCGGGGUGAGUCUGGUUCAACAAGCUGGUUUAUUACGGUUAUCGUAAGGAACCCAUCUCCUAGUUGUAUCGCCAAAAACUUCGAGAUCGCACGACAAUACAUUUUCCGAUCGUCCUACCUUCUUUUGGACAGCCACUGACAUGGCGCUGGUGAAGAUAUAGUGCAGGACAAUAAAACUCGUUUAUUUCUCCAAACAGAAGGGAGAAUAGGUACGAGCAUUCGGCGAAAAGAUUUCUGGGAUCGUAUAUCGGGGUGGACCCAAUAAGCGAUGAUUGGUUAAAGGCUGCCAUUCGACAUCAUAAAUCGACCAAUCAUAACUAACACCUGUCUACCCAAACGAUCCCAGAAGUCAUUGCACCGAAAGCUUGUAACCCAUUCUUCCUGUAGUUACGGAGCGGCAAAUAGAGACAUACUUACACUGAAAUGCGAGUAAUCAGAGCGAGAGUGAAAUAUUAUCGCACCUUCUGGAGUUAAUGCUAGUCGUAGCUGUGAGAUGCUUGACAAUCGUCAGAUUCAAGAAAAAGGUUUUUUUCUGUACAGGCUCAAUGUUCGAAGUACCUUUUUUGCAAAGUUCACUUUUUUUUUUUCGAUUAUCAUCUCUCCUGUUUUCAUCGCAGGUCCGUGGAACUUCAGCGGGCAGGGUCGGGUUUAUUAGACAAAGUCAUCACAGAUACACGAAGCCUAAAGCAGAUUCCUCUCACAGAGUUCAGCAGCGAUAAGGAUUCGGGUGAGUGGUCGUUUUUACGUCAGCACUGAGGCUAUCUUUGCUUGAUUUUAAGGGAACUCUACGCUCGCUGACCAGUAUUACAUGACCGUAUUGCGGGUUCAGGAGUCGACCCUUCGAGGUUGCUUGUUUUUUGAAGUCAUCCGCUGACACGUUACGUUUUCAACCGAUCACUGGCUCAACUCCAAGUGGAUUCUUUGCAAUUGUUACAUGUUUAUUGUUUGAAAUAAAUUAACGUAUAAAUUUAUCAACGGGAGCUUCGCCUUUAGCCCUAGCUGUUAUAAACUGAGCGACAGACACAACAAGGAAAAGGUAAUUCAUUGAACAACAGCACCGCAUUGGAAACCCGGUCAUACCAAAAACAUGGAAACAUGUCAGGUGCAAAAAGCAUGAUUUGUUAAUAUGUCUGAAAUAUAAUGAAAGGGUUUACGCCUUUUGAACCAUUAUUGCAAAAAUGCAAGCACAAAACGAGAGUAAACUUAACAUGCUUGACAAACAUUGUUUUUUAGCGGACGGUGCGGGUUCGAUUGCUGCCUCAGUGCGUCUUGAGCAGGCACUUUCAGAUGAAGCAGCAUCGGCUUCCGUUAAAAUGAGUGUCCCUGUGGUACUGGCUUUGCAGGCAAAAUUGUGGCUCGCCAUCGGUAAGUUCAUAAAACCGCUUGUACUUUGCAGUAGUAGUGACUGUUUUCUCCCUUUAAUGUCAAUUCUUUUUCUCCCGGAUGCCUGUGGACAAUUAAACCAUGACUACAGUCUCAGACAGAAAUAGUUGGGACACUUCCACUGGACACAGUUUUUUCCUUCUCGCCCGUUUCCUCUCCCUCCCUAAUGUUGUUUGUUGCAGUUAAAUCGAAAUCGUGUACACAAACAUUGAGUAAGCGAGAAGACAAAAGUUGUCCCAACAAUUUUGACUGAGACUGUAGCUGUACAAGGGUCGUUGAUGAUAGAGAUCAUCGUUAGAACUGCCAAUAAAGUAAUAUAAGAGUGGCCAGUAAGAACUGUUUAAGUGCGCUUUAAGACCUUGUCACACUCGGCAGUUUUCUGCAACUUUUGUCGCGAGGUAAUUGCGUAUAGCCCGCGAACAGCAAAAGCAUUUCCGGUCGUCGCUUUUCUCCCUAUUUUUGGAGGGAGAGAAGCGACGACCGGAAAUGCGUCUGCUGUUCGCAGGCUAAUUUCGAUAUAACUUUGCAAGAAAAAUUACCGAUUGUGACAGGGGCUUUAGGAAUUCAACAUUCCUCAGGAUGAUCUUCAGAAAAUCUGCUGAAAAUCAUGACCAUUAUUUUGCUUUGGGUUUCUUCAUUUAUACAGCUGACGUGUUUAUCUCCAUGGAGAAGGACGCGGAGGCAAGUGCAUGUGUACAGGAGGCUCACUUAAUAUUUCCUAUGUCCCCGGAUGUUUUGUUCCAGGUAUGAUGUUAUCUUUGAACAAAACCUUUCGUCCAUAGUAUACGACAUAACAAGCUUGAACCAGAAACACAAAUCUGAUUUUUGUCAAAUUCUAUUAAGCUUUUUUGGAAAGAUGAAACCAAACUGCUAUGACUCGAUAAGACUGCCAUUUACGAUAAGCGGAAUAAGCGGUAGUAUCGUUGGGGAUGGAGAAUUAGAGGAAUAACUGAAAAUAACGGAAAUCUUCAUUGUGCGUGACAGUAAUUCUUCAUUGAGCGUUACUGGAAAUCUAUCAUGAUAUUAAGUUCAACCAGUUCUAUUUGACAAGGAGUUCCUGAAAUAUAUUAAAACGUAGCACGAAAGAGCCCUGGCUGUUGACUUCAAUGUCUUAAAGUCAUGCAGCAGACUACAAGACCUAUUAAACCACAAAUGGUAGCCCUUGAAAGCCUCGACGAUUCCGCUCACAGUCAUUUUAGCGUUUUACCAUUUUUAACCGUAAUAGCUUUACCAUCAGACAGUUUAGUUGGGGCUUAAAUAAAAACUAGCUUUAUGAUGAAUUCUAACUCGGAAUAACUUCAAACUAUUGUCUUUUACUUUAUGUUCUUUACAGCGUGGUCGUAUCUUUGAGAUUCAAGAAAAAUACACCGAUGCUAAAAACUGCUUUGAUAAUGCGAUCGCAAUAAACCCUGCGCAUGUUCCCAGCAUUCAACACUUGGUAAGAUUCAUUUCCCUCCAUUUUCAACCAGUGAGCUUGUCUAGUGAUUACGUUGUUAGCUUGCCCAAAUUUCUUCAUGUGAAAGCAUAUUUAGCAAACGCAGUAUCCUUUAAACCGCCGCCUGGUUAGCUGAGUUGGGAGAGCGCUGGUCUACUGAGCGAGCGGAAGGUCGUGGGUUCAAACCCCGGCCGGAUCAACACCCAGGGUCUGAAAAUAACUGAGGAGAAAGUGUUGCCUUUGCAAUGACAUCUGUAAACGGUUAGACUCUAUAGUCUUCUCGGAUAAGGACGAAAAACCGUAGGUCCCGUCUCACACUCACCGCACUUUCACUGAUUUGUUCUUGUGGCACGUAAAAGAACCCACACUACUGUUCGAAAAGAGUAGGGGACGUAGACCCCGGUGGUGUAGUCAACCUCUCCUGGGCUGGGUGGGUUAUCUGUAAGGACACACUUAAGGUGUUUCCGUACAGUUUUUCAGAGGCCAUACUGAAAUUUUUCAAUCGCCUUAAAAGUGGUUUUCUCCUUGUCCGAUCGCUAUAACAUUUUCAGCAGUAAUUGUCUAUGGAUUGAAAUUUGUGAAAAUGUAGUUUUAAGUAAAAUCGAUAUUACUACGACAACAAUAAACAAAAACCUUUGAAAGUGAUGAAAGCCGAAUUUUGUGCGAUCUAGACCAGCUACUGAAAAUCCAACACUAGGAACUUAAAGUUUGGUGUUUAGCAAACAAUCUCCUGAGAAGUAAAAUUUUAAAUAUAUUUUAAAUUUUCAAUAGCUGGAUAGAUUGUGUAAUAAAAACGUUAUAAAUGACUCAAAUUAUUCUUAACUAGCGUCAGAAUGCUGCUUAGUAUCAUAUUUUGAUGCUAGGAAACUUUGGUGUAUUUUCGUUCUUGCGAUCUUGAAAAUCAACCCGUUUUCUCACCACCUGUAUAAGUGCAACUUCAUUCAAAAUGUGGACUUUUAGCGCUUUUUUGUAUAUGUCUGAAACGACUCGAACGAAUUUUUUUUAAAAUCUCCUCACAUAAUCUUCAUAAUGUAUUUAAUAAGGUCUGAAACUUUCAUUGAGAUUGAUUCAAUGCAACAUAUUAAAAUUUCUAAUUUAUUGUGUAUCUCUCGUGUCACUUACUCAUUUCUCCUUAAAUAUAUUUAAAUCUGAUUUGUUUUAAGUGAAUGAUUUGUUUCUUGCAGGGUGCCCUCUAUCAGAAAAACGGAAAUCUGGUCAUGGCGGAAAAGGUCCUCCGUGAUGCCAUCAACAUCGAUCCAACAGCAUUCCUGGCUUGGUGAGUCAUUAAUUUGCGGUAAUCUUAGGCCCCCUACACACGAAUCCAGAUAUUUUCGAAAACGCAUUUUUUUUUGUACGAAUCAGCCUUGAGUCCACACGAAACGGGUGAAUCCGCUCACCGAAACCGCAUUGGUUUUGAAACCGACUGGUUUAAGGCCCCCUCCACACGACUCCACCGCCUCAAAAAUGUUCGGAUUGUUGUGGACGGUACCUUACGCACUUGAUACAUAGAGCUGGCUACCCUGAGAUAACCUGCCAGCGUAGCGUAUAAACCAGGUUUCCCUGUUAUCGGCUAGCAUUCCAUCCAUAGACAAGUCGAAGGGCCAAUUCGUGCGAUAAAUUUUCUCAUCACGUUGCAAAUUCUGUGGGUAAAAAUUGCGUUGAACAAGUACGGUCGCCUUUUAGCCUAUAAGCAAACUCUCUAUUUGGGAAUCGAGAGGCGCAGGCGUCUUUUGCGCCUGACCUGCGACAAUGAAAAGCUGGAUCGCGGGCUAGACUCCUCAAUGUAUUUUUUCCAAAUUUUGACGAAGCUGACAUUCUGUCUCGGUGCUGGAAACAUUUUUGUCAAAAGUCGAAAGACAAUAGAACCAUCAAUAAAUCGCUUCGGGUACCUAUGCGACAGACACGCGGCAGUAUAGGUUUUUGUACGCGGUUGAUCGGCUUGCCCUUGAAAAUUUGUUUUUUUCAAUUUGACAACUGGUUUUUCCCCAAAGGAGACCGAUUAACAACAGGUCUGAGUGUAUGACUGGUAGCACUUAGCUGAAGCCAAGUGAGGUGUAAUAAAGUAAUAACCAAAGGUUAGGGAGUGCGGGCGAGGUCGAUCGAAGGACGAUCUUGCUCCAACUGUGUAAGUUUCAUGUGAUAGGAAGUCAAAAUGCGCCUGAUCAGAUUUCGAGUGUCAGAAGGUCCAAACGCUGCUUUCCAUUCAUACGAGCCGCGCAUGCAAAAUAGCAAUCUGGAGAUUAGGUUUGCAUGCUCUUUUGGGCGUUCGCAUGUAAGUUGUACUUUCUUUCAGGCACUUAUUGGGCGUGGUGUUAGAAGAGCAGAACGAACACGAGGCUGCCAGUGAGUGCCUUAUGACAGCUCUGGACUUAGAAGCUACACACCCCGUCUUACCGUUUACAGUCAUCCCACGGUUCUUGUAAAACGCGAAAAGUCGAACCAGUGUACACUGAGGCCACAAGCUAAGCACUGAAAAGCAUCGAAGUUGGCGGUUGUUUCUGUCAUUGCGAGAUGUUGUGCGCAACAAGCUAAGGACAGAAAAGCAUUGGCAGAUUUGGCGGUUAUUGCUGUGGCUACGAUCUGUUAUGCGCAACAAGAUAAGCACUGCAAAGCAUUGCAGUUAAUUCUGUGGUUGCGAGAUGUUGUGCGCAACCAGCUAAGGACUGAAGUGAGCAUUUGAGUUGGCGCUUAUUUAUGCAGAUCCCAUCUGUUGUGCGCAUGACUGGUGUCGAAGAUGUGACCAAAAUGAUCCAUGCGUUAUUCUAAGGUAUCCCCUUGUAAAUGACUGGAUACAAAAAAUGAUGAGAAACUGGAGGAGUUUACGCUACAGUGCUUUUGUAUCAAAAUGAAA